Messenger RNA from Rodentolepis nana, 1842 nucleotides. NCBI's taxonomy places the organism in Eukaryota, Metazoa, Platyhelminthes, Cestoda, Cyclophyllidea, Hymenolepididae. The record is from the annotation of a GenBank genome assembly.
GAGGAGGUAUUACAGGCGGAAGAAAAAGCAGAAGAACCUCAAUUACCUCCAUCAAUGAAAUUACUGGGAUCCACUUCAUCUUGUCAUUGCAAGACAACAGCCACGCAGACAGCUCUCGAGAGCGAGGAAGAAGACAACGAACUCGAUUGUGUUGAAAUGGAAGAUAUGGCAGAUAUGGCGGAAGCCACUGACACACCUAUCAGCUCUAAGUCAGGAAAGAGUAGUCGAAGGAAGAUACGCCAUCAACAUUCGAAUCAGACAUCCUCAGCUAGAAUUGACUCGAUAUUUGAUGGUGGUACUGAUUCUUCAGCCACAGCUGCACAGAUUGUUGGAAUUGAUCAAUGGAGUUCAAGCGGUACUGAGAGUGCUACUGGGGUUAUUAUACGUAGUGGGGUGACUGCUGAAUGGAGUAAUGAACAAGAAGAGAAAUCAGCCCCAGAACCACCAACAGAACAUAUUCACAACUGUCCACGAAGAUCUGAGAAAUCUGAAAACAUGGGUCAGCCUCCUAGCAUCCUUCCAACCGAUACCCUACCUGCUCGAAUGAGCCAGACUAGGUCAAACACUCAGUCAUUCGGUCUCUCGUAUGGAUUUUCAAGAUCAAUUCCUGCAGGAGUUCAUUUAGCUGGACUUGGAGAUCCUUCAGAGAACAAUAUAUUCCCGAAAACUCCUGAAAUUCCUUUCUUACCAAGCUGGGCAAGAGAUCGAUCUGAGGUACCAAUGCCUGCAGAACAUUUCAACUAUUCUGGGAUGACUUCAUUUGGUUUAGUCCCUCGACAACCAAUCCACUCGUCGCAUAUAUUACCACCUCAUACUUGCAAUGUUCCAGCUGGAUUCUAUGGAGAGGGUGUUGCACCUUGCCUCUACAUGCAUCCUCUUCGAUUGGAGGAUAUGAAGAUGUGUCAGCGACCGCAUCGUGAUCGACCAAAUGUUGCAGAAACCCCUCAUCAGCACCACCAUCACCACCACACAGGUGGUCACCAUCAUCAUCACCAUCAUCGAGGUCGCCAUAGCAAGGGAGAUAAUGGAGAUCACGAACAGAUGGGCCCACCACAAGGCCCGCCAGGCGGUACAUCAGAUGUCUGCUGUCACAACCAGCCACGAUAUCCCUACACUCCUUACUUAGAAGGCUCACCCACUCACAAACGAUCUCACAGAAAACGUGAUGGAGGUGCUUCAAAGGAUGCACCACCCUAUGGACCUUCGAAAAGAAGUAGACAGAGGCAUAAGGAGGCCACUGAUGUAAGUUCUGGAUCGAUCUCGGCAGCUCAAGGAACGUCUACCCAAUUGAGUGAACAAGAAAGGAACAGAAAGAGACGACUGGCGCGACAACGACGCUUGGAAAUCGAUAACCUCAUCAAGGCUAUAUAUGAUCGCGUUUUCGAGAUGUCUGGUGAAGAAUCUCCAAAAACUGAUACUUGUGAUAUGAUAGAAGACUCUCUAAAAGUGAUGGACUCCGUAUACAAGAAUGUGAUGGAAGAUCCGGAUUUGAGAGCGAAAGUUUUACCACCUGGUUUUCUAACAUCUAAAGUUACUGAGACAAACACUCGUGUAGAGAAUGCUGCAGUAUCUCCUAUGAGGGAUGAAAAGGUAGAAGUGGAAGGAAAAGUGGUAGGAGAAGGAGAAGAAGUGGAGAAUGUACCAUCAGGAUUGAAUGAAGUCCCACUUUCUCCUCUUUCUCACAUUCCAUCUUCUAUAAAAACUAACUCGACACCAGUGGAAGGUAGUGGAAAGAGAAUGGAUAGUACAGACAGUGGUCUUGAGCAGGCACUUCCUUCUCUUCCUGCCAAUGAUCCCAACCAAUCCACCUCUUUGCCUCAUCAGCCAUCAUCGUCCAAAUGA